CUCCGUCUCCAGGGAGGAAGCGAGGAGAAGUCGUCGGUGUCGGAGUUCUACAACCCCCUACAGUCCCAGUCCACCGAGUCGGAGGGAGAAUCCUCGGAAGCCUUCGAAGUGAGCUUCGCCCCGCCCCCACCUCCCCUCCCGGAGAAGAACCUGAGCUUCUCCUCCUUCGGGAAAGGCUCGCAGGACGGAGACAAAGCGAAGGACCCCGAGGAAUCGGGGCAGGGGCACACGCCGCUGUCCGAGAGUGCGAGCUGUGACGCCAUCGCCGUCAUCGCCAAGGGGGAAACGAAACGGCCCGAAUACGAGUUGAGGGACCAGUUCAAGGAAGAGCUUCAGUCUGCGAUCAGGCAAUUCCUCCUCUCGAGGAACAAGAAGAAGGCUCUGCCGGACCCGAAACCCGAGGUGAUCCCACCCGACUCCCGAUCGUCUUCGUCGACCGAAGAGGACUAUUACAGCGUGAAGGAAGAGGAUCAUUCCAACGGCAGCCCCCUCUACGAGACCCUGUCGAAGCAUCAGGGCAGACUCGUUGCGAAGGAGAUCCCGGACUCGGACGGGUCCACGGUGUUCGACGACUUCUCGGACGAAGAGGAACCGAUCUACGAGAACGAGAACGUGUGCGAGGAUGAACCCCUCUACGAGAACAUAGAGUAUUCGGAGAAACAGUUGGUCGAAGUGGACGGCCUGAUCCGGAGGGCCGUGAAGCCCAAAGUCCCCCCGAAGCCGGGUGAAGCCCCGAAGCCGGGUGAAGCCGCGAAGCCAGGUGAAGAAAUCGGCGAUUUCCUCCACGUGGAAACGGAUCCUUCCAGUUCGGUGACGUCAUCGUUGACCCCGCCGGAGAAGCUCUCGCCGGUCCCCGAAGACGACGGGAUGGACCCCGAAGACGACCGGAUGGACCCGGACGACCUCCCUCCCCCGCCUCCGGAGCUUCUCGUUCCGCCGCUGGAAUCGAAGGAUUGCGUCAUCGAGGGCCGAGAUCGAGAACCGGUCGGCAUCAUUCGAGAGACCGAUAAAGUGAGCCUGUCCGUCCAGAUGGAAAGGUCGGAAGGGAUCGUCCGAGACGGGAAGACCAUCAUCGAGAUCCACGACGAACCCGGCGAACCCGAGGGCCACGAGGUCACCCUGGUUUCCGUCGAACCUUCGGUGAGUCUGGUGGACGGGAUCUAUACCGCUUCCUGCGUGCAGGUUACUCCGGACUCCCAGCCCUGUUCGCUGGUCAGUUACGCGGAGAUCGAUCUGAAGGGAUGUCACGACUACGUGAACAUCCCGGAAGAGGGAGGCCCGGGUCCGUUUCACGAUUACGUGAAUCUUCCGUCCCGGGACGACCGCGACUACGUGAACGUGCCGGGCAAGGUGGGGGAGAGCCUGGACGGGAACGACGAUUACGUCAAUUUCACGGCGGAAGUUCGCGAGUCCGUGGCGGAGACGCUGAGGCUGUGCGGCGCGGACCUCAACAACAAUCACGAUUAUGUCAACUUUCCGAAAGAGGACGCGGGGGAUUACGUGAACCUGACCGGGCGCGAUGACGGCGAUUACGUGGACAUCGACGAGGCGGCUCGAGCGACGGGAGACGAAGGGAAUUCCGUCGAGAACCGUCGAGACGAGCCCGAGACGAGCGAAUUCUCGGUCCGCGAAAAUCCGUCCGAAGAUUCCGAGAGCCGAGAUCGGCCUUGCGCGUCUGGAGAAUCCCCGAUCGCACCCGAAAACCCAAAGAAGGAAGAAGUAGAAAAGCAGAAAUUAGAAUCCGACAUCGAGCCCAAGAUCGAACGAGUCGCGAAGUCGACCGAAGGCGAAAAAACCGCUGACGUCCGCGAAACCGCGGAAACCCCCGCGUCGGAAACCCCCGAAGCGGCCGCGAAGGACGGGAGCCUGACGCUGAAAGACAUCGAGAUCGAACGCCGGCGGAUCAUCGAAACCCAGACGGUCCGGAUGAAGUACAUCGACACCUGGAUCAAGAGCACCGAGGCCCACUCCCUCAGCAUGCGCCUGGCCCUCGAGGAAGACCGAGAGGAAGACCGAGAGGAAGACGGCGAGUCGAAGCAGGAAGCGGAAGCCAGCCGCAAGAAAUACGAAGAGAGGAAAAAGGCUCGCGGAGACAAACCGCCCGAGCAACGGCCGACGCCGAAGGCUGAAGGUGAGUUUCGCUGA
Molecule: messenger RNA, 2145 nt
Organism: Darwinula stevensoni
Lineage: Eukaryota; Metazoa; Arthropoda; Ostracoda; Podocopida; Darwinulidae
Source: the annotation of a GenBank genome assembly